CGUUCUUCGUUUGAGUACGACUGCAACACAAAUCGAGUACCUCAAUCCACUUACAAACUCAUGGCCAGCUGAGCAGCUUGUUUUCUCAUCCUCCAAUUUAUUAGGUUAUUUCUGUUACAGUCUUGCAUGUUUAACGUUGCUAAUGCUGCAAUUCUCAACGUUACCACUGAUCAAUCUGCUCUUUUAGCCUUGAAAGAUCCUGUUUCUUAUGAUCCUGAUCAUGUUUUAACAAACAGUUGGUCCACCUCUACUUCUGUUUGCACUUGGGUCGGUGUCACUUGUGGUUCUAAACAUCUCCGAGUCAAAGCUUUGAACCUUUCCUACAUGGGCCUUGUUGGUACCAUUCCUCCGCACAUCGGGAACCUUUCGUUCCUUGUUAGGAUAAGCUUUGUAAACAAUAGCUUCCAUGGCUCAAUCCCGAAUGAGUUGUCGCGUCUUCAUCGGUUGGAAUACUUGGACUUCACAUACAACGAAUUCAGUGGAGAAAUCCCAUCUCGGUUAGGGUUUCUAACAAAACUUCAAUUUUUGAGUCUAUAUGGUAACAAUUUUGAAGGUACUAUUCCAUCAUCUCUAUCCAACAUAACUUCGUUGCAACGGUUUUAUCUUUCAUAUAACCAACUUUCAGGAUCCAUACCUUCCUCUAUAUUCAACAUAUUUGGCUUGCAAAAAAUUCUUCUCACAGAAAACAAACUUACGGGUCCGAUGCCAUCCAUCUUGGCCAACAUGUCUUCGUUGCAGAUCAUUGAUCUAAGCUAUAACAUGUUGGUUGGUACACUACGAAUGUACAUCUUUGAUCAUCUUCCUAAGUUACAAUAUAUCUCUUUGAGUAACAAUCAACUUCAAGGUCAACUUCCGUCCACUUUGUACAAGUGUAAGCAGUUACAAGUUCUAUCCCUUUCGGUGAAUCAUUUCAAUGGAAGGAUAUCUCCGAAAAUAGGGAACUUAACCAUGCUUACAGAGUUACGUCUUAGCGAGAACAACUUGGAAGGUUCAAUACCAAGUGAAAUUGGUAACCUCCAGAAUCUAGAGUUGAUUAGCAUCGAACUUAAUGGUUUUGUUGGUCCAAUUCCAUUCAAGAUCUUCAAUUAUCUCAACGAUUCAAACUAUUUGUAUGGGACUCAGUAAAUUUUCAGGUCAUCUUCCAUCAGAUAUGGGCUUCUACCUUCCGAAGCUCAAACAACUUAGCCUUUAUGGAAAUAAACUGAGCGGAAUAAUUCCCAGUUCCAUCUCCAAUGCUUCACAGCUCACUCUUCUAGACUUGAAUGGUAACUCAUUGUCGGGAAUAAUUCCAGAAGCACUUGGUAAUUUAAGGCUCCUGCAGUGGCUCGGCUUGGAAUUUAAUAAUUUGACCAUGGGAAUUCAAGAACUGAAUCCUUUCUCUUACUUGUCAAAUUGCAAAUAUCUUAGAUUUCUAGCUUUUGCAUUCAAUCCCCUUCACAACUUCCUUCCGAAUUCCAUUGGUAACCUUUCUCUAUCUCUUGAAAGACUUUACCUAUCUUCUUGCCAUAUUAAGGGAAGCAUUCUGGCAGAGCUUGGGAAUCUAAGUAGUUUGAUUAUUUUGGAACUAUCCAACAACAAAUUGAAAGGACCUAUUCCAACUACAUUAGGAAGAUUGCACAUGCUACAAGCUUUGUCCCUUCAAGCUAACGAACUAGAGGGUCAUAUCCUGUCUGAUCUUUGUCAUCUAAAGAGUUUGUAUGACUUGUCUAUAGAUAGCAAUAAGCUUUUUGGACAUAUUCCAACAUGCAUUAGCAAUCUAACUUUCCUAAGAUAUCUCUACUUAGGUUUCAACCAAUUAACAUCCAUGAUUCCUUUGAGCUUGUGGAGCCUUACAAAUCUCCUGGAGGUCGACCUGUCAUCCAAUUCAUUAACUGGCCUUCUUUCAUUUGAGAUUGGAGAUAUGAAAGUGAUGAGGGUAUUGAAUCUGUCAAGAAAUCAACUAUCAGGGGAUAUUCCGAUAACAAUUGGUGGCCUCAUAGAUCUAACUAAUCUCUCGUUAGCAAUCAAUCAACUAGAAGGUUCAAUUCCAGAGUCUUUUGGUAAACUAUUAAGCUUGGAGAUCUUAGAUCUUUCGUGUAACAAUUUAUCUGGAAGGAUUCCCAAAUCCUUAGAAGCACUUUUAUACCUCAAGUAUCUAAAUGUCUCUUUCAAUAAUCUACGAGGGAAAAUUCCAACAGGAGGACCAUUUGUACACUUCUGGUCUGCUUCAUUUAUCUCAAAUGAUGCGCUUUGUGGUGCACCCCGUUUACAAGUUCCCCCAUGCGAAGAAGAUUCUCCUAAAAACAAAAAGCUCAAAGUAUCGCACUUAAUGAAGUAUCUGUUACCAGCAAUUGGGUUAGCGAUGCUUGUAGUGAUCCCUUCAUUAGCCUAUAAAAUAUGCAAAACAGAGAAUCUUGGAUUACCACUACAGGCAGACUUGUACAAUUUAACUACAUGGAGAAGAAUUUCUCAUCAAGAACUUCUACUAGCAACAGAAAGGUUCAACUCAAGCAACUUACUUGGUCAAGGAAGUUUUGGAUCAGUAUACAAGGGAACACUUUCAGAUGGGAUGAAUAUUGCAGUAAAAGUUCUAAACUUGCAAGUAGAAGGGGCAUUUAAGUGUUUUGAUGCAGAGUGCGAGGUAUUGCGAAAUGCUCGUCAUCGCAAUUUGGUCAAAAUCAUUAGCAUUUGUAGCAACAUCGACUUCAAAGCCCUUGUAUUGGAAUACAUGCCAAAUGAGAACUUAGAGAAGUGGUUAUACUCUCAUGAUCGUUGUUUGAAUUUCUUACAAAGGCUGAAUAUAAUGAUUGAUGUUGCAUCAGCGUUGGAAUACCUUCAUUAUGGUUUCUCAACAGUUAUUGUUCAUUGUGAUUUGAAGCCGAGCAACGUCCUAUUAGAUGUGGAUAUGGUUGCACAUGUUGCUGAUUUUGGCAUGGCCAAACUCUUAGGUGAUGAGAAUUCUAUGAUGCAAACGAUGACUCUUACAACUUUAGGGUAUAUGGCACCAGGUGAUUUUUUGAAUUUACCACUGAAACUCUCUUAGUCAUUAUUUUACUCAUACACAAUUAAGUCUUAUCAUAUCAUAGAACAUUCAUCUACACAAUUUAUCAAUUUUGCUUCGAUCUUUUUUCACUACUAUCAAAUAUUGAAGUAAGUUGUAACAAUAAGUUGUAGUGUUAUACACAGAGUAGGAGGCAUUGUUUCUACAAAAGGGGAUAUGUAUAGUUAUGGCAUCCAACUCAUUGAGACUUUUACAAGAAAAAGACCUACAGAUGACAUGUUUGCAGGAGAAAUGAGCUUGAAGCGUUGGGUAAAUGAAGCAUUGCCCAUUUCAACGAUUGAUAUUGUUGAUGCCAGUUUGUUGGGAAACGAAAGAUAUCAUGUUGCCUUGGAGGAGUGCAUAUCUUCAAUUAUGGGAUUGGCUUUAGAUUGUUGUGCAGAGUUGCCUGACCAAAGAACUAACAUGAAAAUUGUUUUAGCCACUCUAAAGAAGAUUAAAACAAAGUCUUUAAGAGAUGUCGAAAGAUAUUGACAUGGGCCUUGUGUUUGUUUAAAUGUUUUCAUUAUAUGUCUUUCCUAAUGAUAAAACGGUAUUGAGAUUGUGAAAAA
Juglans microcarpa x Juglans regia is the source of this 3588-nucleotide messenger RNA. RefSeq names its product LRR receptor-like serine/threonine-protein kinase EFR. Gene Ontology annotation, molecular function: ATP binding; protein binding; protein kinase activity. The coding region runs from base 1049 to 3022 and encodes 657 amino acids. The transcript is spliced from 2 exons. NCBI's taxonomy places the organism in Eukaryota, Viridiplantae, Streptophyta, Magnoliopsida, Fagales, Juglandaceae. The record is from RefSeq and is a predicted model, not a curated record. Gene Ontology annotation, biological process: protein phosphorylation.